Cryptomeria japonica (Japanese cedar) is the source of this 1755-nucleotide messenger RNA. Its product is annotated as polyamine oxidase 7. Bases 20 to 1624 code for a protein of 534 amino acids. Gene Ontology annotation, molecular function: oxidoreductase activity. Lineage: Eukaryota; Viridiplantae; Streptophyta; Pinopsida; Cupressales; Cupressaceae. The record is from RefSeq and is a predicted model, not a curated record. The transcript is spliced from 11 exons.
AAAUUAGCUGCAGCAUACAAUGGGUUUGGCUAAUAUAGCGUUUCGCCACAUUUUGGCAAUAUGGUUGCUUUGCUUAUCAUUUUCCAUUAAUGGCGAUGCCGCCACUUGUACUACCAUUAUUGUGGGCGCUGGCAUGUCCGGAAUAAUGGCGGCGAAGAGAUUGUCUGAGAAAGGAGUGACAGAUUUUAUAAUAUUGGAGGCGACGAACAGAAUUGGGGGAAGAAUGCAGAAGAAGACAGUGGGAGGGUACACUGUUGAGAUGGGUGCCAACUGGGUGGAAGGCGUAGGGUCGGCAGAGAACGUGAAUCCCAUUUGGCCUCUUGCUCAGAAAUACAAUCUCCGGAACUUCAAGUCUGAUUGGAGUAAUCUCAGCUACAAUAUCUAUGAUCAGGAGGGAAGCUUAUUGCCGCAAUCGGUGGUGGCGGGGCCGUUUGAGAAAGCGACUGAGUCGUCGGAUUUCAGUGCAAAUCUAUCGGAAACAUUUACGGCAAAUGGAGAGGACGACAUCUCAAUCUUAGCGUCUCAGCGCGUUUUCGGGCAUAUUCCAACUACUCCUUUGGAGAUGGCCAUCGACUUCUUCUUCUACGACUUCGAAAUUGCAGAACCUCCGCGCGUAACGAGCUUAAUGAAUGUGGAGCCCAUUGCAACGUUCGAAGACUUUGGCGAUGACAGUUACUUUAUAGCAGACAGUCGAGGAUACGAACAUGUUGUGCAUCAAUUGGCUAAGCGAUUUCUCAAGUCUAAAAAUGGAGACAUAAUCGACAAGCGCCUCAAACUCAACAAGGUGGUGAGUAAAAUCGAGUAUAGUGGCAGUGGCGUGAAUGUCUCCACAGAGGAUGGGUCAGUUUACACUGCAAAGAACACCAUUGUAUCUGUUAGCGUGGGAGUGCUGCAGACAAAGCUUAUUGAGUUUAAACCCGAUCUGCCCAUAUGGAAACUACUGGCAAUAUACAAAUGGGAUAUGGUGAUCUACUGCAAGAUCUUCAUGAAGUUCCCUUACAAAUUCUGGCCAACUGGAGGACCAGGAACCGAGUUCUUCAUGUACACCCAUGAGAAAAGAGGGUACUACAAUUUCUGGCAGCACCUGGAAAACGAGUAUCCUGGAGGAAACCUUCUUAUGGUAACUGUACAAGACGAGGAAGCCCGAAGGAUAGAACAGCAGCCUGAGGAGGAGACUAAAGCUGAGAUCAUGGAGGUUUUAAGAAAGAUGUUUGGCAAUGGCAUUCCAGAGAUGACUGAUAUCUUGAUUCCCAAAUGGGGACACGACCGUUUUUACAAGGGAACGUAUUCAAACUGGCCAAUUGGUGUCUCUGUGCAAGAGUUUCACGAGUUAAAGGCACCAGUUGGUCCUGUAUUCUUCACUGGCGAACAUACCAGUCAAAAGUAUAAUGGAUUUGUGCAUGGUGCCUAUCUAGCAGGCAUUGACACCGCUAACAUGGUGUUGGGUUGCAUUAAAAAUGGCAAAUGCGCUAACAAUUCGACUCUCACAAACAAGAAGCCUGAAUUCACAAAUACAGACACUCGCGGUUAUUCAGAGAUCAAAACGGAGAAAAGGUUUGGAAGUCGAGCAAGAAGAAAGGCCCAAAUUUCAGGAAAGUCUUCUGUGUGCGGGGAAAAAUGUUGAAAGCCCAUUCUGAGUUAAAUCUGAAGCAUGUCUUUUAUUAUUGAUUUCAUCUAAGUGAGUGCAGUAUUUAGUCCUAAAGAGAAAAAGAGUUGUUUACUCCUCCCUUCAAAGGGUCUUUUCAUAGAAUCUAA